UGUGGAUCUGAAAGUGAUACGACGGCAUGAAGUAUUGUUCAAUAAGAAACUAAGAAUAUGUCUCUCGUUAAAUAUAACUCAUGAUCGAAUGUGUUCUUGAUUUCUAUGUUCUGAUGACCUGUUGGUCAUCUUCUCACAGCAGAGAUCACAAAGUGGAGAAGGAACUCAAAAAAAGAUUUAAGUACGAGGGGCCCCUCAGGGUGCUGCACACCAUGAUGGUGGAUCCCAACGGUGUCUUGAAGAAGCCGGGAGGGAAAGAUCUGCCCGUGACUCACGGAGAAGUCGUGGACGUCGUCCAGAUCACCAACUGCAAGAAAGCUCUGUGCUGCAACCGCUUCGGGAAAUAUGGUUAUGUGUCCAGAUCUCUUCUUCUGACAAUGGAAAGAGACAUUUACGAUGAUGUGGACUAUCCAGACGACGUCUACGACAAUGACUCUCUGCACGCUGCUCAUUGAUGCCAAUCACACCGCAUCAGACACAGAGACGCAGCUGGAACUAAAAGCUAUAACAGACUGAAUCAUGAUCUGGAUACGCAGGUUCACUUGACCCCAUCUGAGGCGGAACACGAGCUGAAGAUAAAACUAUUUGAAACCGCAGAGAGACUCACAUAUGAAGCUCUCACUGAGGACAACCCUAACCCUAACCCAUUGCAUUGUGUCAGGCUGCUUGUAUAGAACAUAAAUACACUAUAACUGUAGCUUUGUGUUUCGCUCGACCGCUGAGAUAAUUUAAAAUAGAUGUGACAGGUAA
Molecule: messenger RNA, 750 nt
Organism: Pseudoliparis swirei
Lineage: Eukaryota; Metazoa; Chordata; Actinopteri; Perciformes; Liparidae
Product: PML-RARA-regulated adapter molecule 1-like
Exons: 5
Coding region: 81-455 (124 amino acids)
Biological process (GO): integrin-mediated signaling pathway; protein localization to plasma membrane; T cell receptor signaling pathway
Cellular component (GO): plasma membrane
Molecular function (GO): protein binding
Source: RefSeq, a predicted model, not a curated record